CUCGUAGCAACCUUCUAAACAUAAAUAUGGCGGCAGAAUUGUAGCACUUGUGAAUGCAAAUGUAUAAGCAAUAAUAGGUCAAUACAAUGUCAAAGGCAGGAAAGAGAGUAAAAAGUGGUUCGGGACAAGGAGGUGCCAAAUGGGAACAACCACUUCUGGCCGCUGUUUUUGACGAGGAGAGCUGGAAGGCUAAUGUGACAUUUGUAGUUGGUGAUAAACCCGAUGAUUACGCAUGGGUUGACAUCCUGGGAGCCACUGUUGCUGCAGGAUCUAGAAGACUCUUCAGUGUCAUUUCCAAGGAGCAGCUGGAUGCUGAGGUCAGAGAGUUGGGAAACCCCAAAGGGAAGAAACCAAAAGAGGUUCCUCAACAUUUUGAAGUGUGUGAACCAUGUAGAAUACAUCUUGAUAACGGAGAGGAAAUCCCUUUGCCACUUCUGGCCAGACUCAUCAAAUUUAAACUGCUUGCAAUCAAAGCCAAUGAUCUAAAACGUAGGGAAACUGAAAAAAAGAGAGAUAAAGUUGAGCAAGGUCAGGGUGGUAAGAAAAAGAAGGCUGCUGAUGGUAAAGAUAAAGGAAAGGGAGGAGGAAAAGACAAACCUAAGUCUGCUGGGAAAGGAAAAGGGGGAGGGAAGAAGACCCCAGAGCCCCCCUCAGCCAAGGAAGGGUCCAAACUAAGGAAGCGGGGCGAAGAGGAUGAUGAUGGAAAAUACAUAGAUGAUGAACCGGAUGAUGGAGCCCAGCACUACAUUCUGAUCUACGGCUUCCAUAAUCCUCACCUUGUUGCGUACAUGUCUGAGCUUGGCAUCACCGUGGAAUCUGUCAUCAAGAUCAGCUCGCAGGAUUACUCCAGAUUCCAGAAGCAGGAGGUUCCAGAUGUUGAGAAGGAUGACAAGACACUGGCUUUGGAGGAGGCAGAAAGGGUCCAGAAGCAGCAGCUGAAGAAGGAACUGAAGCAGUACUGGAAGGAUAUUCUGUUGCUGCUACAGAAGCCACCAGACGGCAGUAACCUACAUAACAUCGCCAGGAAAGACUAUGAAGUCAAAAAUCUUAUUGUCCCAGAAAAUCUGGAAGAUCCGGAACAGAAGAACAAUCUAGGAACAGCCCUUUUUGAGGACAUAGCUUGUAUGAUUUAUGACCUGAUUGAUUCCAAACGACAGUACCAGACCUAUCUGGACAACCUAAAGCUGUUGCAUGUUCCCAUCCCUGGGGAGACAGCACUGACCCAAGAAGAGAAGCCUGUUUCGGCUGCCCCCACCCCUCAGCAGACCACUGCUCCUAGUAUCCCCUCCAUCCCCCCGGACCAGACAGAGACUAAGGUGGACGUAGACACGCGGUAUUACAAUGAUCUGAUGAACUGCAUCCCUCAAGAAAGUGCCAGUAUCCCCCUCAUGAUGCACUGCAUGCUGGAACAGGUCGUGGCCACUGAGGAGGGGAGGGAUCCACCCAGUGAACAACUCCCACCCAGACGCGCAGAUGGACUCAACUCUAACUUAGUAUCUCACAUCAGCAGCAUGGCGUUCAAGCUGGCCUUGUCAGAGGAAGAACACAGUAUGCUAUCUGACAUCUUUGAUUUACCAGAAAGACCUCCUGAUACUCAAAAUCAGCCACUUCUUAUGAAUAUUCAUGAUGACAUUUGCAUACGCACCAACCACUUGAAGACAAUAUAUGGAUUCAACCCACAGGAAGUGGAGAAAGAAAUGCUGAAGAAGCUCCCAUUCCAAACUCUUCUACAGCUACCUCGCCCAACUUCCUCCGUGGCAAAGGAUCGUGCAGCUCGCCUUCAGGAGCUGGUGCAUUUCUGUGCCACAGGUGGUCUCUCUCAGUCAGAGAUUGACAGAGCCUUUAAGCAGUUUGUGUUUGAGUGCAUGGAUCUGGCAGGUACUGAUCCCAAUGGCUUCAUCCUGACCCGGGACAGUGAGGGAUUGGAGCACUCUGCAAUCCCAUGGGAUGACCCAUAUCCCUUUUUCAAGGGAAUGAUCCCAAAACAUGAAAAAUCGAAUAAAGAAGACUUUAUGUCAACUCCUUCAGAGGAGAGAUCAGGUGGCCACACUGUCACAAUAAAUGUUGUCAAGUGGAGUGACUUGGAAUUCAUAGACUAUGAUGUUCCCGAUACCCCUUCUUCAGGCCCCGAUACAAGGGAAGUAACUCCCAAUGUAACGCCGGAACCACCCUCGACACCUAACUCUGACCAGACUCCCAGAAAGUCUCGGUCAAAGAAGAAAUCGUCCAAACGUGCUGUCACCCCUACCCCCAUCCCUUCCGAUGAACUCAAACAAAUGGAGAAGAGUCCAAAUGGCAGUGACAGAUCCCGCCCCUCAACAGCCGACAGCAAGAAGGGAAUUCUACGUCCAUCAUCACGCUCUAGUUCUGCGGGAAGACGAUCACGCAGCAAUUCUGUACAUUUUGAAAAGGAUGCAGCAGGACAUCCCAUCAGGCACGUAGAACUGGACAACAAAGAGGUGACUGAGGAGGAGCCCACUAAAACGGCCGAGGAAAGCAUGCACGAAAUUGUGGAUGCACAGAAGCGUGUUCUGGACCAGUGGUGCUUUGCGGAGCAUUACGAACCUCACGUUCUGCUACAGGUACUGAAGGAAGCUAGUUAUAAACUUCCAUUCAUCGAUACGUACUACAAUAAAAGGGACCACUCCAUGAUGGUAGUGCUGCACAAUCCCUAUAACACUGAAUUCCAGAACCAUGUCGACUGGCACACCGAGCUGCACUGCAAUCUGGGAUUCAGGAAUUACUUGGAGUACGUGGCUGAGUCUGUAUCUGACUGGGUCCAGGAGGAGGAGGCUAAAUAUAGUGCACAUUUGCUGACUAGGGAACUGGACAAGAUGAGGAAGGAUGAAGACACGGCUGCCAAAGCUGCCGAGAAAGCUACUAAAGGCAAAAAGUCUCCGCGGAAAUCCCCAAGUCGAUCCAAGAGUCCGAAGUCCAGAGGAAGCAGUCAGGAGCGGUCCUCUUCAGCCAAUAGUAACAUGUUUAUCAGGAGUAACUCCUUGAAGGCCUGGAAGGAGGAGCAGGAUCGCAUCAAGGCUGAGGAGGAGGAAAAAGAGAGGGUUCAGAGUGCAAAAAGGGCAAGAUCUGCUCAGAAGAGGUCUGAGAAAGAAGCAGAAAAAGACAAGAAGAGGCCAGGAUCCCGAGGGAGUGCCAAGUCGAAAUCCUCCAAGGAGAGAGAGGCGGAGCCACAGGAAGUGCCGUCUGAGGAGGGGCUAGCUCCGCCCGAGAGAUACUGGCCGUUCACAGGAUAUGAUGUUGGAAACAAACUUAUUCAUGUGUCGGGCAUUACCACAUCAAUGUUUCCCUCUGAUGGUGGACAGAUUCGAACCGAGAGAACAGAAUUUGUACAAGGAACAACUAGUAUUAAGUCAACAGUACAAAAGGAUGGGCAUAACUUCACUGUGCAUAUCCUGGAUCCAAAGGAAGCCGCGGAAGAAUCGGAACCAGAGGAGGAUCUGCCCCCACCAAGCAGAGAGAAAGCUGACUUCGAGAAAUCGGAAAAAGAUGAUUCUAAAACAGUUGAGGGAGAUAAGGGCAGCAGUGAUGGGAGAACCCUGAAGACUGACGGAGACAAGAACUCAGUCAGCGCAUUUGGUUCUGUCACAGCACAGCUGAUAGACGGCAUGACCUUGUCCCUCAGUCAGUUCGGCGCGUCAGGGGAGUCUAAAGAUGGCAAGAAGUAUGAGCCCAUCCCCUACACUCCUCCUCCAUCCACACCAAUGCCGGGACCUCCCCCAUCUCCCACCAAGAGCAAGAAAGGAGACAAAAAGGGGGCUCCCACCCCAGACCCACCCCCACCCACAACGCCCCGCGAGGAUGAAGAAAAGAAGGAGCAGGAAGAAAAGAAGGAUGAAGAGAAGCCUGUUCAGCAGCCAUUCCAACAGCUGUAUGUGUCCUGUCCUGAUGGGCUCAAUGUCAAGUAUCUUCUGGAGAGCUCCCUAGGAAUGAAACCGAUAGCAGAAGAUGACAGACGCCUGCUUGUCAAACAGAGCUAUCCAUACAAAACCAAGGGAGAACAGGAGUGUGAGGCUGUCCGAAGAAAGUAUGCGCUGAAGGAAACCUCGAGGAUCAUGACAUCCGAGGGAACCGUCAUCAAAAUGAUGGAGGAUGGCAACAUUGAAGUUUUGUAUGCCGAUGGUACUCUCAGCGUUCACACAGGACACUGGGAGGUUCCUGAAGGAAGAGGUGUCUCCCCGCAGCGAGCUGAAAGUGCCAGAUCCGAGAAGGGGACCUGGACCACCACAUACCCCACGGGGGAGAAAAUCAUGUACAAAGGAAGUGGAGAAAUGGAGGAAUUAAAAGCGGUCAUGAUCUCUGUGGCCUCAGAUCCAGAAACCAAUCAGACUAUGGCAACAAGAGAUGAUCAUGUAAUCACAGUGAGUUACCCUGAUGGUACGACAAUCGUGGAACAUGCCGAUGGUACGCGGAUCACUACCUACUACAGGGAGAAUACUCCGAAUCCAGAGGAGAGCCAGGACUUAGAACCGGAGAAGGAAUUUGAGAGCCAGACAGUGAAGUUUGUGAAGGUGGAGUGUCCAGCGUAUGCCACGGUGGAGUUUAACUGUGCCACGAGUGAGAACCUUACAAUCUUCGGGAACGGGUCCACCAUUAACGUGUUCCCCGACGGCUAUUACAUGCUUCAUCACUGGGACGGUGGCCGAUGUGAGGUAGACACCGAGGGAACCGUCACAUACUACCCCCGCCCCGAUAAAAUCACAGAACAACUCCUACCAGAGAGGGAGUUACAGUAUGUCAUAAGACAUAAUGCUGAUGUCAUUGUGGAAAUGGUGGACACUGACGGAAAUGUGUUUAAUGUGAAAUCUAACGGAGACUUCCAGGUUAUACCGGCUAAUGGAGACGAGAUGUCGGAUGUCAGUAACGAUGACCUGCCCAAAAUAGAAAAGAAAUUGACCACUUUUAAGGAGCAUGCGCCAAGGUUUCUUAUCAUUCAUUCUGAUGGGAGUGGGACGGAGUUGUUAAGGUACCAGGAUAUCGCUGAGUAUCUCACAACUGCGGAGCAAAGCCCAGCGACAGCCGUGUUGAAGGAUGAGCUAGCUAAUUUCCCAGGUGUCACUGGCAUAACUAUCCUGAAGCCGUACAUUGGAGGACCGUCAGAGAGAUGGCUGAAGAAAUACGACCAGGAGUCCAUCAUUCCGCACGGAAUCAGGUGUAGAGAUCUCACUACCCUUCCACCAAAGGAGUUCAAGACCCCAGGAGCUAAAUUUGGCACAAAUAUAGGUCAAGGUCUUGCUGUGGGUGGGGCCGUCAAACAGCCGGUCAGGAUUCCUAUUCUCAAGUGUCCGAAUUUACUGGAGCUGAGACAGAUGAUUCAGUAUAAACCAGUCCCUCCUGCACUUAGAGAAAAGUUACAGAGUGGUCUUCGCGAAUAUGCAGAGUAUGUGGUUGAAAGGAACAAGGUGGCGGAUUACAUGAAGGUAGUGGAUCCGAGAACUGAGGAGGAGAAGAUAAAUGCCUCUGAUCUCCAGGAGAUAGGUUUACAGCAGGCCAAAGACAAGAACUAUGCCUCUGCAAAUCUAAAAGAAUUGUAUGAAAGAGCCACUGCUCCCCCUGUGCCCAGCCCUCCUCCCACCCCUCAGCCCAAAAGAACCCAGGCAGACUGGGACCGGGAUCAGAGAGAGGUAUCAGAAGAGUUAACCGGGCGGGACGCACUGAAGAAAAACAAGAUCCCCAGAUAUUUUGACAGUGAGUUUGGCAAGGCCUUCCUGUUAACUCAAGCCAAGGACCUGGAUGAAAUACUGCGGGAACUGUCGGCAGAUCCAAGAAAGGAUGGAACUGAGGCAAUUCGUGGUCAGCUGUCCGGACAGAGUGGUCAACAAAUAAGUCCAGUCACCAGUGCCUAUCCUGCCAGAUCACUGGCCGCAGUGACCUCUGUACAGAGCGAUCGGUCAAGCACCUCCCCAGUGGACACUUUGCCCCCCAAAAAUGUUCCGGACACGCCUCUUUCUUAUGCAGAUAAUGAGUUAAGAGGAGUAUAUACGGAAACCGUUCCUUCUCGCGGAGGCGUGCGACCAGGUAACCCAACCCCAGCACACGCCCAAGGUCAAGGGUCACCAGCUCCCAUCCGACCACAAAAUCCCACUCCAGUUCAUGCUGGCAAGGAAAAGACAGGAAGACCAGUUAAUCCAACACCCAAACAUGCAGGAGGAGGGAUGGACUCUCCUUCAGAUCUCCCAUCACAACUCGACUACCCUGCCAUCAUAAUGGAACAACCCCUUGAAGAGGAGGGAGAGGAUGAAGAUGACAAUGAGGAACUGACCUUGACCAGAAGUCUCAAGGUCAAUGUUAUAGGCCAGCCAAGGAAGAACCGUGUGCCCUUGCCAACUGGAAUUAAAGGAGGUCGACCAGGAGCUAUUCCUAACAUCAAGUACAUUUCUGUUGAGGAGCCUGUGAGAAGGAAAGUCAACACCUCCCUGAUAGCAGGGGCCUCCAUUAAGGGCCAGAACCAACUCUCCCACAUGAGUGGUCUGAUCUUGUUUCCUGAGGAGGUGGAGUUUGGGGUCCUGAGGGAGGGGUACACAUACUGCUACACGGUGUACCUAAAGAAUACGGGGGUGGACUCCUGUAGGUUUAGGAUCAAGCAGCCUCCCCCGGCCACUGGACUGCGGAUUAAUUACAAGCCUGGACCAAUUGCAGCUGGUAUGCGGGUGGAACUGAACGUUGAGCUUUAUGCUAUAGCAGUAGGAGUAGAGGGAGAGAUGGGGGUCGGAUCAGUUCGCCAUGACCUAGAAAUUGUCACACAGACAGACGUCCUGUUUCUACCUAUCUCAGCAACUGUACUGACGGCCUAUGAGUAUGACCACAGAAGUCCUAACAGUCCAAAGGGAGGUAAAUCUAAUGGAGCUAAACUGGUAUCCACAAAGCCACCAGCUACAACAGGCAUCAUCCGACCCAGGAAGACACCCCUUGGAGUUGGUAACAACUCCAAUGGUUUCUCAUACAUUAGAUGAUCAAGAGUAAAGGUGAAAUCUUAAGGCACGGCCGUCCAUAUUGUCAAUAUUACAAUGCAUUUGAAUAUCACAUGAACUGACGAUAGUGUGUAUUGGGAUUGAACUCAGUGAAAGUGAUUUUAUUGACUGUGAUAUUUAUUAAAACUAUUUACCACUUUCAAAAAAAUUCUACAUAAAUGUAUAUUGAAUUUAUGUAUAUAUGAAAUAUUCUACAUGUGAAAUAAAACAUUUUCGAUUUGUAAAA
Messenger RNA from Ostrea edulis (European flat oyster), 7212 nucleotides. Its product is annotated as sperm-associated antigen 17-like. Lineage: Eukaryota; Metazoa; Mollusca; Bivalvia; Ostreida; Ostreidae. Gene Ontology annotation, biological process: epithelial cilium movement involved in extracellular fluid movement; axonemal central apparatus assembly. The record is from RefSeq and is a predicted model, not a curated record. The coding region runs from base 87 to 6968 and encodes 2293 amino acids. Gene Ontology annotation, cellular component: axonemal central apparatus. The transcript is spliced from 41 exons.